Messenger RNA from Camelus dromedarius (Arabian camel), 762 nucleotides. RefSeq names its product R3H domain containing like (gene R3HDML). Lineage: Eukaryota; Metazoa; Chordata; Mammalia; Artiodactyla; Camelidae. The record is from RefSeq and is a predicted model, not a curated record. The transcript is spliced from 5 exons. Bases 1 to 759 code for a protein of 252 amino acids.
AUGUCCCUGCUGCCUGGCACCGUGGGCUUGGCAGGCCUGUUCUUCUGGGCAGGCCAGACAAUGAACACCUUGAUGCCCAAUGCCACCCUGGCACUGGCCCAGACCAAGGGCACAACUGUGUGGCCCCUGAGUGGCCUGGGGGUGCCCAGGUACCUGUGGAAGCGCCACAUCUCCGCCCGGGACAUGAAUGCCUUACUGGAUUAUCACAACCACAUCCGGGCCAGCGUGCACCCACCUGCUGCCAACAUGGAGUUUAUGGUCUGGGAUGAGCAGCUGGCCAGGUCUGCUGAGGCCUGGGCCACCCAGUGCAUUUGGUCCCACGGGCCCCCACAGCUGAUGAGAUACGUGGGCCAGAACCUCUCCAUCCAUUCUGGCCGGUACCGCUCGGUGGUGGAUCUCGUGAAGUCUUGGUCUGAGGAGAAGCGAAAUUACUCGUUUCCGGCCCCGAGGGACUGCACCCCGCACUGCCCCUGGCGCUGCAGUGGCCCCGUCUGCUCCCACUAUACCCAGAUGGUGUGGGCAUCCUCCAAUCGGCUGGGCUGUGCCAUCCACACCUGUAGCAGCAUCAAGGUCUGGGGCAGCACCUGGCACCAGGCUGUGUACCUGGUCUGCAACUACGCCAUUAAGGGUAACUGGAUCGGCGAGGCACCGUACAAGAUGGGGAGGCCGUGUUCCGCCUGCCCGCCCAGCUACCAAGGCAGCUGCAACAGGAACAUGUGCUUCUCUGGGCUCAAGUUCAACCGGCUCCCGCGGAUCUGAAGU